AACGAGCAGUCGGUGAGGGGGAGAGAGGGGGGGUCACAGUGAGGAGCAGCAACUCCGCGACCGGGACUUUGUACGACGGACCGGGGGUACGACGAGCGGGCGCGUACCGUACUCGACGACUGGGGAAUUCUACACAUUCGCGGCCCCCGGGGGAGCCGGAGGGGUCGGAGGGGCCGGAGGGAGAAGCGUACGACGGUGGAACAUGAGCGUGAAGCUGUCUCUGUGUAGGCGAGCGGCAUCGAUCGUCGGAACAACUGCUUCCGUCGGGAUUGUCGAUGAAUAACAUCGGCGUGUAAAAUAAUGCCCUAGCUAGUCCCCGGAGGCCCUCGUCAUUUUGAUGAAAUGAGGACGAUGAAAUGAAAUGAAGAAUUGCCAUCGAAAGAGAAGAGACGCACGCCCCUUGAGAAAACCGAGGUGGAUCGAAAUUCAGCGUGCUGACCUGAAGAGAGAGAGAGAGAGGGAGAGGGAAAAAGUCCAAGGGCCGUCGCGGUGUCUGCGAUUUGAUGAUUGAGUCGCGUCGUCCGGCCAGUCAAAGCGGCCGUGGUGCCUGCAGGUCUGGCGGGACAAAUUGCUGCACAUUCGCCGCCAAGCAAGGGAGGAAGGGCAGCAGGAAGGCAGGGACGGAGAAAAGCGCAUGAAGGGGCUCUCUGUCUGUCUGCGUCGCGAAGGAACGACGAAGCUCCCACCCACUCUUGCGCUUUCCCCGAGGCACGGCCUUCCUCCCUCCCUCUCUCUCUCUCUCUCUCAGUGUCUGUCGCUCUCAUCUGUCGCAGAAUAGAAGAAGCCAUAGCCGAUGCGGUAGGCAACAAACAAGCGACCGAACGGUCCUACUCGCUGCCUGCCUCCAUCUCCUCCGCCAGCGAGAGCCGAGAGGAGACGGCGACAGCGACAGCGACCAGCCCCUCGAGAGACGAGGAGGGAAGGAGGGAGGGAGGGAGGGAGGAGGAGGAGGAGGAGAAGAGGACUGAGUGAGGGAUUGUAUGUCGACGCGGUACGACGAGGGAGGAGCUCAAAAGAGCGACAUGAAUAGAAGGGAGUGAAAAAGAGAGCGGUGUUGGCGGUGGUGGUGCUGGACGAGGGUCGCGCUUUGGUUGGUGGAUGAAUCGCAAAAAGGCGAGAUUGUACGCGGAGGGGUCCAGCAGGAGGAGGAGGAGGAGGCAGCAAGAAGAAGAAGAGGAAGAAGAGUAGGGAGGAGGAGGAGGAGGAGGAGGAAGGUUGAGAUACGGAUGGCAUGGCGCCCUCCCUGGAGGACGCAGAAGGGGAAGUGAAGUGGGAUAAGCCGGUGCAAUGGCCGCAGGGAGGGAAUUUGACGGAGGAAUGGGUAGCGCAGCUGGCCGCGACUUUGGAUUACGCGAGUCGCCACAUGCUGCCCACCGAUCUGCCCACCAUACUUCCGGUCGCGCUGACGGACCAGAUUAUCAGUACUGCAUCCAAGCUUUUGCAUCGAGAGGCCAACUGCGUCGAGAUCAGCGUCGAACCCGAUUGUCAAGUGGUCCUGGUCGGAGAUGUGCACGGCCAGUUUCAUGACGUUCUGCAUUUGCUCGAGGUCGCCGGCCCGCCUGCUGCAGAUCGCAUUUUCGUCUUCAAUGGAGAUUAUGUCGAUCGGGGCGCGUGGGGGCUCGAGACGUAUCUCUACCUUUUAUGCUGGAAGAUACUCAUGCCACACCGAGUGUUCUUGCUGCGGGGCAACCACGAGACGAAAUUCUGUACGAGCGCUUACGGGUUCGAACAAGAAGUGAUGACGAAGUACGGUGAUCGAGCUAGGCACCUGUAUCGAAAAGUGCUCGGCUGUUUCGAGGGACAUCCUCUGGCUGCUCGAGUGGCAGGCUGUGUAUAUCUCGCUCACGGAGGGCUCUUCAGAUACGUGGAACCGACUCCAUCCAAGCGAAGUAAGAUUGGCAGGCGCCUAAUGAGGACACGCAGUCAGGACGGGUCAUUAAAAUUGGGAACCUUGAGUGAUUUGCAAAAGGCCAGGAGGGGUGUAUUGAAUCCCUCGGGCUACGGGCAAAACGCUGUUCCUGCAGAUGUUCUGUGGUCCGACCCUUCUCCCCAUGAUGGCCUUUCUCAUAAUAAAGCUAGGGGUAUCGGUUUGCUCUGGGGUCCGGACUGCACUCAAGAGUUCAUGGAGAAGAACAAAAUCAAGUUGAUAGUCAGGUCGCAUGAGGGCCCGGAUGCACGGGAGAAGCGGCCGGAGAUGGCACCAAUGAAUAAAGGAUAUACUGUCGAUCAUGUCGUCAAAGCAGGCAAACUUGUUACUCUUUUCAGUGCUCCUGAUUAUCCUCAAUUUCAGCAAGAGCAAAAGAGGUACUGCAACAAAGGGGCCUACAUAGUCCUGCAAGCUCCUGACUUCUCAGAGCCCCAUUUCCAUUGUUUUGAAGCUAUUCUCCCUCGACCCAAGGUCCAACCGUAUUACGACUUCGUGAACUGUAUCGAUUCCGACGAAGAGCUGGACCUGGGAGGCUCAUCGGAGGGCUCAGGAGGAAGUGGUGACGAAUAUUAGCCUUGUAACAUAAUUGUGGAGUUUGAAUUUGAUCAGAUUCUUGAACCCGGAAUGGAGGAGGGCUCAUAGUAGAUAGAUUGAUAGAUAGAUAUACCUUUGGAGACUCCAAUGUGCUAAGCUUAGCGUGAUAUCGUUCGAGAGUAGACUAAGUUCAAUCCUAGACUGGCCUUACUUUUCCAUCUCCCUGUUUGGAGUGUCCAGUCCGAAUACAUGUGACUGCUCAUUGGUGCCGCUUCAGUGAUUUGUGAGGUAAGAUCGAGACAUGCGCGUCGCCGCGUGCACCAGGCUCUCAGACAAGCGAGCGAGGCCGGUGCAGUCGACGUCGUUGAGUUGGAGUAUGCGAAUCCCCUUCUGAUGGGUGGUGUUCAUAAUAAAUACAGCAAAGUCUGCUGCCUUCGCUUGUGUACAGUAUAGACAUCAUCAUCAUCUCGUUUUAAGAGUCUGAGCGACGCUUUGGCGUCAGGAUGGAUCCUGUGAUGUCGUCCAGCUUUAUUCUCGGGGUUUCCUUGUCGUGCAUUUCGACCAGUUCACACUUCACUCCACUCCAUUGAUCCUCGUGUAUGAAUAAUCUACUCGAUCGCAUGUAGACGGAUGCGAAUUUGCUCAAAAUCGCUCAAAUUUUGCCGGAAGCUGAGGCUGCUUCGAGGUCCAGCUGGUCGAGAAACCGAGAAAACCUUAUUGUUACUGAAGAACGAAUCGUCACGAAUCAUCUGCAGGGUUCGCCCCUCCCGACAGGUCUGGUCUUGUCGGUCACAUCGAGUG
Molecule: messenger RNA, 3262 nt
Organism: Marchantia polymorpha subsp. ruderalis
Lineage: Eukaryota; Viridiplantae; Streptophyta; Marchantiopsida; Marchantiales; Marchantiaceae
Source: the annotation of a GenBank genome assembly